This is a messenger RNA of Lethenteron reissneri (Far Eastern brook lamprey), 2709 nucleotides long. RefSeq lists its product as uncharacterized. The record is from RefSeq and is a predicted model, not a curated record. Lineage: Eukaryota; Metazoa; Chordata; Hyperoartia; Petromyzontiformes; Petromyzontidae.
UUUUUAUUGUUUAAUAUUUGUACUAUUUUAUUAUUUCCCUUCUAGUGAUUUUACCGAAAGAACCAAGAAUAUAUAUUGGAUUGUUUUGCAAUCGCCACCAGAAGAUCAAUAAAAAAAAAUUCCGGAAGAUUCCCGUAAAAUCCGGAAUGGUUGGCAACUCGGGUUCCAUUAUUAACAAAACCGGGUCACGUGGUCUCAACAGUCAACCCGGGUCCGUUACCAAACUGGUCGCCGCUCUCAAUGCAAAGCAAUUCCCUCCGCCCAACACACGCAAAGCAAGGAGAUGCGCGUUAAAUUAAUUAAAAAUAAAUUAGAUGAAAUGACAAGUGACACAUUAUAUGUGAAAUUAAAUACAGGCGAGGGAAAUACAAUUUGAUUUGGAGUUUUCGUUAAUGCAGGACUUACUCUUUGGUUCUUUCGGUAAAGUCACGUAGAAAGAGAAAAAAAUAAUAAUAUGUAUUUAAUAUUAAUUACAUAUUUAAUAAUAUAUAUUUAAUAUUUAAUUUAUAUUUAAUUCAUAUUAAAUAAUACGAUUCAAUAUUAGUUAAAAAUUAAAUAAUAUGUAUUCUUGGUUUUUUCGGUAAAGUCACGUAGAAGGGAAAUAAUUGUAUUUUUAUUAUUGUAUUAAUUACCUUCUACGUGACUUUACCGAAAGAACCAAGAACAUGAAUCAUUGCAGUCACGAACGCUUUAAAUAGAAAAAUAAUAUGUAUUUAAUAUUUAAUUAAUAUUAAAACAAUAUUUUUUAUGACAUAAAUGUAUUUAUUUAAUAUUUUAUUAAUAUUAAAUUAAUUUUCUUUAAUUUACUUAUUUUCUACGUGACUUUACCGAAAGAACCAAAGAGUAAAUACAAUUAUUAUAAACUGUUCCAAAGUCUGGAUUUCCUUCAGUCCCCCCUCCCGCUCUCAACUGCCGCCUGGCUCCGCCCACUCGCUUGGCUCCGCCCACUCGCCUGGCUCCGCCCACUCGCCUGGCUCCGCCCACCGUCAAUAAGUUGUCAUAGACCUGUAGUGACGUCACACACCUCGAGGCCGUGACGUCUGGUCGACGCUCCACGUUUAAAGCUCCUGACAAACAACGCUAAGUUCUAGCUCCAGGAUAUCCACUUACUACAACUGCUUCGCCAUGGAGUUCAAGUUCUUCAAACUGCUGCUGCUGCUUCUUGCGGGGUUCCAGCUUUCGGCUGCAAAGCCCGUAAAGUCCAAAAACAGCAUCAGUGCGCCCGAGGGAGUGGAGCCGGCGAUGGGAAUGUCCGGCUGGAUCCAGCGGAUGCGCGGCGCGAAAACGACGACAACUCCCCCUCCGACCAGCACGACUGCCAUCCCUAAAGCACCCGACGUAGCCCGCAAAUCUUCAGUCUACAAGAUUGUGAUGUUGUCCGUCCUGAGUUCCAUUGGGCUGAUCGCCCUGUGUGCUGGUGCAAGGCUUCUAUACUGGCGUUACAUGAGCCUUCCUCCAGCACAGCCUGCAGAUGACGGUGGCGAGGCCAAUGUCAUGAACGGUGACGAAGAAGACGCGCCACCGUCACUCGGGAGCGACAUCUCACGAGCCCUCAGGGCAAUUUACCAAUACGUAAUGCCGCAGCCAAGGCCCGUGGAUGAAGAAGGAGAAGAAGGAGGAGAAGGAGGAGGAGAAGAACACGUUGCACCAGGCGGGUGGUUCAUGGAGACGCUCACUACCUUGAUGCAAAGCCUGAAGCCUGAGCCAGGGUCCAGCGGCGGCACAGAUGGCGGUGGUGAUGACGACAACAAGACGCACCAUAAGGAGAAGAACGUGAAGUCAGGCAAAAAGAAAGAAAAGUUCAAGAAAUUCCUGGGAAAUAAGAGAGCGCAAGCAAAGAAACUGCACAGCAAAUUCAAGGCGACUUUCAAGAAAAAAAUGCCAAAAUUUAGAUUUAGAAAGAAGCGUAAAUAGUCGUGAACAGCAACCCCCUUCCCCGACAACCCCUCCCUGCUCCCUUAUUCAACCCUUCACAAAGUUAAUGAUCCCUCGUUUAGCCAAAACAGAUUGUUGGGGCAAGGUUUCAGACGCGAUUCCUUGUUAAACGUUUCAGUUUGGUGUUCUAACAUCCUAACACCUGUUUUGUUGCCAGUGAAAAGGGGAAAACAUAUUCUCAUACCUCAACCCACAUACAGACGCAUAACACAAAGAUCCCCUGUAUAGCUUUAACAGACUGUUUGGGCAAGUGCUGUUAGCGCCGGUCUCCGACCACCUCUCCUGCUUGUCCCGCGCCCACUGGGCGUUUCUACUUGGUGGCCCACCGGGCAUCGCUGGCACCGUGCGACUUCCGCGCCAUCCGGCGAAACCGGUGGGCCGCUCCGUUACAAGCGUCUGGUGGCUCCUUUUCCGGGCCACGUGGCUGGACAUCGGUGCUUUGUGCGGUCCCAAGGACGGGAGGUCGAGCUCCUGCCGGGGGAGUCCUCACCAUGUCAGCAUGCCAGGCACGGAGGGAAGCUUCGCGUUCGUGGCAAACGAGCCGGACCGAGGCUGCGGGUUCUUGUCGUGGGCCCGGCCGCUGCACUGCAUGGACAUUGUCGGUGGUGCGGGGGACUCCAUCGCCAUGGCCCCCUCUUCCCACGUGGCUCCAGUCCCUCGCCGCCCCCUUUGUCUUUCCAAUGCAAUGUUGGCUGACGACCUUUGAACCCCACAGCUUUCUGUCACCACCUAUGAGCAGGCCUAUCCCAACCCCUCUUUAUCAAUAAAUCUUGC